Molecule: messenger RNA, 2331 nt
Organism: Mesorhabditis belari
Lineage: Eukaryota; Metazoa; Nematoda; Chromadorea; Rhabditida; Rhabditidae
Source: the annotation of a GenBank genome assembly
AUGAGUCAUUCAGACGAUGAAGAGGUUGACUUCACUGACAUUCAUCAAGCUUCAAAUCGAAAAAAUAAGAAGGCAGGAGGAUGGCAAGCUCUAGGCUUCGAUCACACGGUUAGCAAAGGCAUUGAAAAGAAAGGCUUCAAACAACCGACUCCAAUUCAAAGAAAAACGAUUCCCUGCAUUUUGGAUGGAAAAGACGUGGUUGCUAUGUCGAGAACCGGAUCGGGAAAGACAGCUGCUUUUGUUAUACCAAUGCUGCAGAAGUUAAAACGACGAGAAACGGUAGGAGCACGUGCAUUGCUGGUAGCACCAUCACGUGAAUUGGCUCUUCAAACAUUUAAAGUAGUUAAAGAAUUGGGACGUUUCACCGGUCUCCGAUGUGCUGCAGUGGUUGGCGGUGACCGAAUAGAAGAUCAAUUUGGCACAAUUCAUGAAAACCCUGAUAUCAUCAUUGCUACUCCUGGCCGAUUACUUCAUGUGCUUCUUGAGAUGGAUCUCCGAUUGAAACAUGUUCAAUAUGUUGUCUUUGAUGAAGCUGAUCGUCUUUUUGAGAUGGGAUUUGAGCAGCAACUUCUUGAAACGUUAAAGCGAUUACCGGAAUCUCGUCAGACUCUACUAUUCUCAGCCACUUUGCCUAAAAUCCUCAUUGAUUUUGCAAAAGCCGGUCUCAGCGAUCCAGUAUUGGUGCGCUUAGACGUAGAUGAGAAAAUUUCCGAACGGCUUUCAAUGGCGUUUUGUACAUGUCGAGCGGAUGAAAAGCUUGCAACGUUGUUAUGGUUGUGCCGAAAAAUGGAACACGAAAACCAACACACCGUGAUUUUCUGCGCUACAAUGAAGCACGUCGAGUAUGUUGUUGCUAUUUUGAAUCGUGCGGGCAUUGACGUGUCUUUUCUGUACAGUCAACUCGAUGCAACGGCACGAAAGCUCAAUAUUGCAAAAUUCCGGGAAAAAGAGACAAAGCUUUUGGUUGUGACAGAUGUUGCUGCGCGGGGCGUUGAUAUCCCACUUCUUGAUGUGGUUAUCAAUCUUCAUUUUCCUGCAAAAGCAAAACUCUUUGUCCAUCGGGUUGGUCGGGUGGCACGGGCUGGUCGUAAAGGAAUGGCAAUUUCGCUUUUAGCUCCCGAUGAGAUUCCUUAUUUGUGUGAUCUAUUUUUGUUUCUGGGAAAACCGAUGAUUUUUGCAAAGGAUACUGAUGAAAUGGAAGAAAAAAAAACGUUAAUCGGCCGUGUCCCAUCAUCAGUCGUCGGUGUUGAGAUUGAUUUCCUUAAAUCUAUCCACGACAACAAUGAAGAUUUAAAAGAUCUUCGGCACAAGGCGAUCAAUGCUAUGAAUAAAUUUACCCAAACGAGAACGCCUCCAUCAGCUGAAAGUUCUAGGAGAACUAAAGAUGAAAUCAGAACCAAAAUCUUCGAGAGCUCCAUCCAUCCAUAUUUGCGUGUGAAAGGCGAUGCAGAGAAUCAAAAGCUUCUUAACCAGUUGUCAAAUUAUAAGAGUAGAGCGACAAUUUUUGAGUUGCAUGGUGGAGAAAAGAAAGAAGCGGCACGAGUGAUGCGGGAUAAACGACAGCAUCAUCAAAAUCACAUUGAGGAAGUGAGUGAAACAAAGGGUCGAGAACAAGUACGUUUGAUAGAAGAGGAGGCCGCAAAAGCUAAGAUCAAUCUGGACGAAGAGGCUGAUGAAUUGCUUCUGAAGUCGACCUUUGCCUCGGUGAUCGGUUCAUCGGGAACAAACAAAUCGAUUGGAAAAUCUCGAGAAAAUGAGCGACGGCGGCAAAAGGAGGAACAUUUCAUUCCAUACAUCCCUUCAGAUCACCAGGCGGAAAAACAACUUCAAGUCGAAAAGCACGAUUUUGCAAGAGAAGCAGCCAAGGCUUCAGUGGAUAUUUGUGGAGAUGAUGAUCCAAGUCUGAGGAAAUCACAAAGCACAAAGAAAUGGGAUCGCAAAUUGAAGCGAUUUGUUGGAGCAAGCGGUGACGAGCCAGGAAGCAAAAGAGUUCGAACCGAAGAAGGAACUUGGGUACCUGCUUCGUAUAAGUCUGGCCGGUAUGAACGCUGGAAGCAAACAAGCAAAGUUUCUUACGAAAAGGGCGGUGAAGACGGUGAUGGUGAGGAAAAUUCGGAUGUUCAGAAGUUUAACCCCAACAAAAAAUUCAACCGAUCAAUGAAAAACCAAAAGAAUACUAGAAACGAGCUCAAGAGUAAGGAUGAAAUGUUGAAAGGACGCAGACGUAAAGAAAAAGUUGCCUCCUAUCAAAACUAUCGAGCAAAGGAGAAUGCAAAAAGGUCUCAAGCCAGUGGAGGAUUCAAAGGAAAAGGACAAAAGAGAAAUAGAAAA